AUGGAGUCGAAUUCCGACCGCGACAACGUCGUCGAUCUGCGCUCCCUCGACCAUGUCUCCAGCUACGACGACCAUCUGAUGUGCCCGAUCUGUCACUGUCCCUUUAUCCGCCCGGUGCGCUUACAGUGCGAUCAUGUCUUCUGCCAGAAAUGUCUCAACAGCGCGAUCACCAGUUUUGCGGCUGGUCGCGACGAGUUCACCUGUCCCAGUUGCCGAACACCGACCAAAGGCGUGUACCUGAACGUUCCCCGACUGUUGAUCAAUAUGUGCGACGACAUCCGCGUCAAGUGUCCGUUUGCGGAGGAGGGGUGCAAGGAAAUCAUUCCUCGGGGCCAUGUCCAGUCCCAUGUGGACAAAUACUGCGGUUACAGGUUGAUGGACUGCCCGGGUACGCUCUGCGACAAGAAGUCUCGGAAGAAAGACUUGCAUCCCGACCGUCGAUGCAUGCAUGAACUUCACAAGUGUCUGCGUUGCGAGGAGGAGAUUAUGGAGCAGGAUUACGAGGUGUGUUCUACACAUGGUCUAUCACUUUCAUGCUAUUUGAUUACUGACGAUGGUCUGUCGCCUCAGGAACAUGUGAAAGAACUUUGUCCGAGCCUAAAAACGACAUGCCCCGACUGCCAGACGACGGUUUUCCGAAAAGCGUUGAGGGAGCACGUUGACGCCUGUCCCGAGGCCAUUCACUCAUGCCCGGCUUCGAAAUUCGGCUGUCCCAUCAGAGUCAAGCGUGCGGAGCUCGUGGUGCAUGAGCAAAGCUGUCCCUUGAUCACCAUGGGCCCGUACUUUGAAGCUCAGAACGCACGACUUGACUCCAUGGAGCUGACCAUCCGUCAUCUCCAGCAGCGCAACGAGAUCUUCGAGGACGGAAUUGCCAAUAUCCGCUCGACAUUGGUGGAGUCUACUCGGUCGAUUCCGGAGCGGAAUCAUGCUACCGAGGACCGCCGAGGGUCUCCUUCGGCUUCCUCAGCCCCGGAAGCCAACGACCAAUCACAGCUGGACAAUUCGAAUGCAUACACGUCGAACGCCACGACGUACUUGUUGUCCCUCCACGAAUCCCUCCGGGAAGAGGUCGGGCAGCUCUCGCAUGCCAUCACCGAUCUCGACGCUCGUGCCAGCAUGGCCAUCAUGAACGAAUGUCUCCGACUCAAGGAAGACAUGGCUCACACGAAUGCUGCCGUUGGCAGUAUCCGCAUGCAAGUCCAGUGGCUCAUGAACCCUCGCAUUCAUCAAGGCCAGCGCGCCGGAGUGCGUACCAACGGUAGCAGCAAUGAGCCCGGAUCUUCAACGCCAGCAGGUCCCAGCCAUGGACCUUCUGCCGGUAUGUUUCGAACACGUCGACUCAGCGAUAGUGGACGUGAAGGCACCAAGCUGUAG
Aspergillus melleus is the source of this 1374-nucleotide messenger RNA. RefSeq names its product putative TRAF-like signal transducer. Gene Ontology annotation, molecular function: zinc ion binding. NCBI's taxonomy places the organism in Eukaryota, Fungi, Ascomycota, Eurotiomycetes, Eurotiales, Aspergillaceae. The transcript has a single exon. Bases 1 to 1374 code for a protein of 457 amino acids. The record is from RefSeq and is a predicted model, not a curated record.